CCCCCGAGAUCACGUGGUUUUUGUUUUCACGUGAUUAAUAUGGCGGUGGUGGUAAUCGGUUUGCGAGGAUAACGAUACCACGUGGAAAAAUGAAAGUCGAAUAUCUAGUUGUAGAUUCGGGAGCUUUAAUUAAAAAUGCGCCUGUACAUGAAAUAGGCAAAAAUAUUUAUACAGUUGAAGAACUGGUCCAUGAAAUUAAGGAUAAAGCAACAAAGCAACGCUUACAAUGUUUACCAUAUCAAUUUAAAUUUAGAAAACCAUCUUCAGAUAUUAUUAAACUUGUUACAGAAUUUUCAAAAAAGACGGGAGAUUAUCCUAGUUUAUCAGCCACAGAUAUACAACUGAUUGCAUUAACAUUUUUACUUGAAAAAGAGAAUGUUGGUGUUGACCAUUUAAAUAUUAAAAUGCCACUGAAACAGACAAGCAUUGAACCUUAUUCAUCUGAUAAGAAUGCUUCGUUGAUUGGAUUUUAUUUUCCUCCUGAUGAAUCUUCUGAAAGAAAUUUAAAUGAAGAUGAAAAAAAUAAUUUAGAAACUGAGCCAGAAAAUAGGAAUUUGGAUAAUAUUACUAAUUCUAAAGAAACAGAAAAUCAAGAGAUGAAAAAUGAAAAAGAAGUGGAUUUACCUAACAGCAUUGAUAUUGAGUACAACGAAACUAAUGAUAGCGAUGAUGGUGAUGAUGAAGGUUGGAUUACACCUUCAAAUAUUGAAAAAGUGAAAAAAGAAAUGAACUGUCUAUCUGUUGAUGAUUCUCCUAUUACUGUUGCUUGUAUAACUACAGAUUUUGCAAUGCAGAAUGUCUUAAUUCAAAUGGGCCUUAAAGUAGUAUCAGUGGAUGGAAUGCAGAUUCGUAAAGUGAAAACUUUCAUUCUUCGUUGUCAUGCUUGUUUUAAAACUACAAGUGAUAUGAACAAAAUAUUUUGUCCCAAUUGUGGUAAUAGAACAUUGAAACGUGUUUCUGUAACUGUAAAUGAUGAUGGAACAAGAUUGAUCCACAUAAACUUUCGGAAACCAAUUAAUAUUCGUGGUACCAGAUAUUCAUUACCAAUGCCUAAAGGAGGAAAGCAUGCAGAUAAUCCACUUCUUUUUGAAGAUCAACCUAUUCCACAGAAUAGACCUUCACAUCUUGCUAGAAAAAAGGUGGAUGUUUUUGAUCCAGACUACAUUGCUAAUUCUUCUCCGUUUGCAAUUAAUGAUGUGUAUAGUCGAGCAGCAAACCUUGGCAUUCGUAAUCAAAAGUUCAAUAAAAAAAAUGCCAGAAGAAAAAAAUAAACAAUAUUGUACUGUAUAAAUUUAAUAAUAAAAUAAUAUUAA
Centruroides sculpturatus (bark scorpion) is the source of this 1313-nucleotide messenger RNA. Its product is annotated as RNA-binding protein NOB1-like. The transcript has 9 exons. The record is from RefSeq and is a predicted model, not a curated record. Gene Ontology annotation, molecular function: RNA endonuclease activity. Gene Ontology annotation, biological process: maturation of SSU-rRNA; ribosomal small subunit biogenesis. NCBI's taxonomy places the organism in Eukaryota, Metazoa, Arthropoda, Arachnida, Scorpiones, Buthidae. Gene Ontology annotation, cellular component: preribosome, small subunit precursor. The coding region runs from base 90 to 1271 and encodes 393 amino acids.